This is a messenger RNA of Tinamus guttatus (white-throated tinamou), 254 nucleotides long. The record is from RefSeq and is a predicted model, not a curated record. Lineage: Eukaryota; Metazoa; Chordata; Aves; Tinamiformes; Tinamidae.
AUGAAGCUCCUGGCUCUCGCCCUGCUCGCCCUGCUGCGCCCGGCCCGCGGUGAGGAGGGGGCCAGGCUGCUGGCCUCCAAGUCGCUGCUGAACAGGUACGCGGUGGAGGGCAAGGACCUGACCCUGCAGUACAACAUCUACAACGUCGGAUCCAGUGCUGCUCUGGAUGUGGAGCUGUCGGAUGAUUCCUUCCCCCCGGAGGACUUCGGCAUCGUCUCUGGGAUGCUCAACGUCAAGUGGGACAGGAUCGCUCC